Molecule: messenger RNA, 327 nt
Organism: Rhizoctonia solani
Lineage: Eukaryota; Fungi; Basidiomycota; Agaricomycetes; Cantharellales; Ceratobasidiaceae
Product: transcription elongation factor SPT5
Exons: 2
Coding region: 1-327 (108 amino acids)
Source: RefSeq, a predicted model, not a curated record
AUGGCCUCCCGCGACUAUCUCGAUGAUGACGAAGAUGAUUUGCCCGAGGCCUCGGAACUGGGCCGCUCGCGACAGGUAGAAGAUGAUGUUGAAGACGAUGAAGAGAGAGACUCUGAGGAGGAGGAAGACGAAGAGGAUGAUGAGGAGGAGGAAGACGAGGAGCAGGACUCGGGGAGACAGAGGAAACGUGUUAAACGCGCACCCAAACGACCCAAAGCACAUCGUUUCCUCGAUCUAGAAGUCGAGGUUGACGAUGAUGACGAGGAUCUGGAUGAUGACGAUGACGAAUUUCACAAGGAAGGCAAGCAAAAUAUUGCUACCACUUAG